AUGUCGCAUUCGAUAUUUCCACUUGCUUAUAAACCCGACAUGAGUCUCUAUCUUCUUCUACCUUCUAUCCCCCCCUUUCUGGCAGUCGCAGCUACAGAGCGACUGUACUCUCUCACUCUCUCAUCUUCCACAUUUGGGUAUACGCAGCUCCAAAGCUCAGCCAUGGCCUCCGAGGCCCGGUUCUGGUUUGCUGCUCUACUUCUUCUUGUGACAUGUCUAUCCGCCAUGGCCAAGCAGACUUACAUUGUGCAGAUGAACCACCAUUCCAAGCCAUCCUCCUACGCCACCCACCAUGACUGGUACUCUGCCCACCUCCAGUCUCUCUCCUCCACCGAAGAUUCUCUUCUCUACACCUACACCACCGCCUACCACGGCUUCGCCGCCUCCUUAGACUCCGAACAAGCCGAGUUGCUCCGCCAAUCCGACUCGGUGCUCGGGGUCUACGAAGACACUCUCUACACUCUCCACACCACUCGGACCCCCGAGUUUCUGGGUCUCGAGAUCGAAUCGGGGCUCUGGGCGGGUCACUCGACCCAGGACCUCAACCAGGCCUCCAAUGACGUCAUUGUCGGAGUUCUCGACACCGGCGUCUGGCCCGAGUCCAAGAGCUUCGACGACGCCGGAAUGCCCGAGAUCCCUACCCGGUGGCGCGGCCAGUGCGAAUCAGGCUCUGAUUUCGCCCCGUCCCUCUGCAACAGGAAGCUGAUCGGAGCUCGGUGCUUCUCAAAAGGCUUUCACAUGGCCUCCGGCGGAAGUUUCAUGAGAAAAUCGAAGGAGGCCGAGUCGCCGCGAGAUCGAGACGGCCAUGGGACCCACACCAGCAGCACCGCCGCCGGGUCCCACGUGGCCAACGCCAGCCUCCUCGGCUACGCGACCGGGACGGCGCGUGGGAUGGCGCCUCACGCGAGGGUCGCCGCGUACAAGGUCUGCUGGAGCACCGGAUGUUUCGGGUCGGACAUUCUGGCGGGCAUGGAUCGGGCCAUUGUGGACGGCGUCGACGUGUUGUCGCUCUCUUUGGGCGGUGGGUCCUCUCCGUACUACCGCGACACGAUCGCGAUUGGGGCGUUCACGGCUACGGAGAGGGGCAUUUUUGUCUCUUGCUCUGCCGGGAACAGUGGGCCGAGUAAGGCCUCGUUGGCCAACACGGCCCCGUGGAUCAUGACCGUUGGAGCCGGGACCUUGGACCGGGAUUUCCCGGCUUACGCUUUGCUCGGUAACAAAAAACGUUUCACUGGCGUGUCGCUGUACAGCGGGACCGGGAUGGGAAAUAAACCGGUUCAGUUGGUUUACAACAAGGGGUCCAACAGCUCAAGUAACUUGUGCUUGCCCGGUUCGCUUCAACCGGAGCACGUACGUGGGAAAGUGGUGGUGUGCGAUCGCGGCAUCAACGCACGUGUGGAGAAAGGUGGUGUUGUACGUGCCGCGGGUGGGAUUGGGAUGAUACUCGCCAACACGGCCGCCAGCGGUGAGGAAUUGGUGGCUGACAGUCACUUGUUACCGGCUGUGGCCGUCGGGAUGAGAGUCGGUGAUCUAAUUAGGGAAUACGCCCAGCACGAUUCGAAUCCAACGGCUCUGAUUAGCUUUGGCGGGACCGUGUUGAAUGUACGACCCUCUCCGGUAGUGGCGGCGUUUAGUUCACGGGGGCCCAAUCUGGUGACUCCCCAGAUCUUGAAGCCGGAUGUGAUUGGUCCAGGUGUCAACAUCUUGGCUGGAUGGUCAGAGUCGAUCGGGCCCACUGGGCUUGAAGAGGACACUAGGAAGAGCCAGUUCAACAUCAUGUCAGGUACAUCAAUGUCAUGUCCACACAUUAGUGGGCUUGCAGCAUUGCUCAAAGCAGCCCAUCCGGAUUGGAGCCCAAGUGCAAUCAAAUCUGCACUGAUGACCACAGCCUAUACCCAAGACAACACCAAGGCCCCUCUCCGGGACGCCGCGGAUGGUUCACUUUCGAACCCGUGGGCUCACGGCUCCGGCCAUGUCGAACCUCAGAAGGCACUGUCGCCGGGCCUAGUAUACGACAUAUCCACCGACGACUACGUUGCGUUUUUGUGCUCCUUGGACUACACUCUUGAACAUGUGCAAGCCAUUGUCAAGAAGCCCAACGUUACAUGCUCUAGAAAAUAUUCAGACCCUGGCCAACUCAACUACCCUUCAUUUUCGGUAGUGUUCGGGAAGAAACGGGUUGUGAGAUACAGCCGUGAGUUGACUAAUGUAGGGGCUGCCGGGUCCAUAUACAGAGUGGCUGUGACUGGACCUCAAAUGGUGAGGAUUGCGGUGAAGCCCACAAGGCUUGUGUUCAAGAAUGUAGGAGAGAAGCAGAAGUACACAGUCACGUUUGUGGCUAAUAAAGGUGCAGACAAGACAGCAAGGUCAGAAUUUGGUUCAAUUGUGUGGCAAAACCCACAGCACCAGGUUAAGAGCCCAAUCGCCUUUGCAUGGACGCAGUUGAUAGAUUGA
Molecule: messenger RNA, 2454 nt
Organism: Prunus armeniaca (apricot)
Lineage: Eukaryota; Viridiplantae; Streptophyta; Magnoliopsida; Rosales; Rosaceae
Source: the annotation of a GenBank genome assembly